Messenger RNA from Mizuhopecten yessoensis (Yesso scallop), 1761 nucleotides. Its product is annotated as cytochrome P450 4F6-like. The transcript has 11 exons. The coding region runs from base 119 to 1660 and encodes 513 amino acids. Gene Ontology annotation, molecular function: oxidoreductase activity, acting on paired donors, with incorporation or reduction of molecular oxygen; heme binding; monooxygenase activity. Lineage: Eukaryota; Metazoa; Mollusca; Bivalvia; Pectinida; Pectinidae. The record is from RefSeq and is a predicted model, not a curated record.
CAUGUGAUAAGAUCAAUGUCAUAAUCUGGACCGAACAUCACGGAAUACAUUCAGGCAUAGCUGGAGUGGGGUUUGAUCGUAACUGUACACUAGUGAAUCUAUCCAACGUUUUGACGGUAUGUCUGGUACCGGGAUGGCGUCCAUUUCUACCUUCACCCCCGGGGGUGUUGCGGGGACGCUGGCUCUGGGUGCGGUCAUCUAUGCCCUAUAUCAGUUAAUACGAUUUCUGUGGUAUAUGCGUUACCUAAGUAACGUGUUUCGGGAUGUACCUGGACCUGGAAAUUCCCAUUGGUUGUACGGGGACAUGUUUCAGUCCUCAACAGAAGGGGACAGGAGGCUAGAGUACUUACGCCAACUAUGCAAACAGUUUCCACGCUUCUACCGCAUUUGGAUAGGCCCUAAACCUGUGAUUAUGUUAACGCAUCCCGACACCAUCAAGAUUGUCCUCAAAACAGCAGAGCCUAAAUCUGUGGGUUUCGGUGGUAUAUACCGCCAUGGACGCCCCUGGCUCGGAGACGGUCUGCUGAUAGCGGGCGGACAACGCUGGGCCCGCGCUCGUCGUCUCCUCACCCCAGCAUUUCACUUUGAUGUACUGCGUCCAUACAUGCACAUCUACAACGAGGCUGCUGAGGAGCUUCUGACAAACAUUGGCCCGUGUGAGAAGAGCGGUAAGAGUUUUGAGACGUUCAGCGUAGUGAGUGCCUGUACCCUGGACAUCAUACUGAGGUGUGCCUUCUCCUACCGUACCAACUGUCAGAACCUCAACGAAGCCCACCCAUACGUUACUGCCGUCAAUGAGAUAGCAGAGGAGUGGGCCAAUAGAAACAGGAAACCCUGGUUGUAUCCCGACAUCAUUUUCUAUUUGACUAAAAAAGGGCGAUUGUUUACACGACAAUGUAAAUAUGUACACGGCGUGGCGGAGGAGGUGAUAGACAAGAGAAAGCGUACGCUCGAUGCUGGAGGCGUACCUGAGAAGAAGUACAAAGAUUUCCUUGACAUUCUACUGAUGGCUCGGGAUGAGAACGGAAAGGGACUCACCAGGGAGGAGAUCCGAAAUGAGGUCGACACAUUCCUGUUUGAAGGUCACGACACGACAGCCAGCGCCAUCUCGUGGAUAUUGUACUCGUUAGCCACACACCCAGAGCACCAGAUUAGGGUACAGGAGGAGAUCGACCAUGUCCUGGAAGGUCGGCAGUCUGACCGGCUCCAGUGGGAUGACAUGCCAAAGUUGGAGUACUUAACCAUGUGCAUCAAAGAGGGAAUGAGGCUACAUAGCCCCGUCCCCUUCAUACAACGGGAAAGUACGCGAGAGUUCACUAUUGACGGGAAGACCCUGCCCCCGGGUACCAACCUUACGUGUGCUAUCUACUCCGUCCAUCACAAUCCGACGGUGUGGCACAACUCCCUGGACUUCAUCCCGCAAAGAUUUUCCAAGGAAAACACCACUAAGAUGGAUUCGUUUGCGUUUAUCCCCUUUGCUGCAGGCCCAAGAAACUGUAUAGGACAGCAGUUUGCGAUGAAUGAGGAGAAAGUUACCAUCGCCAGAAUUUUACACAAGUACACUAUCGAAGUUGAUCCCACUGUUGAAGUGAGGAAACAUCCCGCCGCGGUCAUGAGGAGCAAAAACGGAAUCUAUCUACACGUCAAAAGUCGCCACUGAUUGUUUAAUAAAGACGUGCAUUGAGGACUAUAUUUGUGUAAAUAUGUUCUUUGGAUACAAAAGUGUCGUUUUUUUAUAAGGUAAUAAAAUAUGAUGAAACC